Molecule: messenger RNA, 423 nt
Organism: Acanthamoeba castellanii str. Neff
Lineage: Eukaryota; Discosea; Longamoebia; Acanthamoebidae
Exons: 4
Coding region: 1-423 (140 amino acids)
Source: RefSeq, a predicted model, not a curated record
AUGACCAUGCACGUGGACGGCCCCUAUGUGGAUAAAUCGGCCAUCGUGGACCAUAAGAACGGAACCUACACUCUGCUCUACCGCGUCUCCAGAGCUGCGCAGUACAACAUCUCCGUCUACCACCAAGGCAUCCUAUUACGAAUAGAUAAAAGAAUGGCAAGCGAGAGGGUAGUGGAGGACAGGAGACCACGCCAAACGGGACCUGGUACCCACGGCCGCGGGGAAAACGACACCCGGAAGGGGCAGGGCAAGCUCGUGUGGCCAGGCGGCGGCUACUACGUCGGCGAGUGGCAUGACGGCCCCACCAGGAAGGCCCUUCCUCACCAGGCUCACGGGUUCGGCCGCCGCGAGUACGGGAAUGGAGCCACGUACGUGGGCAGCUACGAAAAGGAUCGCCGCGUGGGCACCCGGAGUGGAAGGUAA